GUCCACACGCCCACUUUUGCUGCGACGGCGAAAUUAUGCAAGAAUAAGCUAUUUUUGGACGGGCAGCUCUUUUAUUGCAAGAUGGGUUUGACUGGAUAAUUCAUGGAACGCAUUAUUUGACUUAAAAGCGCAAUCUCAUUUUACUUCAAUGACAGUUUAAUAAUGUCUAUCAGCCUUCCAUAGGUGGCUUCGUUAUUCUACAAAUUAUAUUUUCUGAAAGAAAAAUAGGUAAUAAUCAAAGUUCUGUUUGAUUCAUUGAUUUAUAUCUAUAAAGGGGUAAAAGCGUGAAAUUGAAUUUUAAAAACAAAUCUGCUGCAUUUUACUUUGUAAAAGGAUCACGUUUUACUCUUGCGCACUCUUCAUAAUAUCAAUUUAAAUUAUUCACUCAAAUUCUACACACUCGUCCCACUGAAAUUCAUUUUUAUUAGAAAAGAAACAUACGUAACGAAACUUCUUCUGGAUGGGCAACAUUUUAUAAUAAAGGGGUAAGUGAGCUUUUGAAAUUUAAAGUUCAGUCUGCGGCAUUCUAUCAGGUAUACUGAUUGUGAGACUGCUGCGCUGCUUUCCUUGUUUUCUGGCAAGGCCUAUGUCGUUGGCGCCAACUGGUGGUUGAAAUGGCGUACUACAGCCAAAAACCAUCUUUCUGUUCGAAAUGUAGCAGCCAACAAGAACAAGGGGGAACACCUGGCGGCGAGACCGAUAAAGCUCUAGCUGGGCCAGAUAGAGGGCCAAGAUCUUGAUUGGUGGCCACGGUCACGUGACUUAUAGCUCUCUUUCCUCGCGGCUCACAUAUGAAUUAUCAAAACAAAGAAAUAGAGCACACCGCACACCGCAUGUUUUUCGGCUUUGAAAAUUAAAGGAAAGCGAUGCACUUGAUGCGCCAAGAAGAAUUAAAUUGGUGUCUGAUUGCGCAGUUAUGGGAUGUGAUUUCAAUCGCCAUAAUAAAAAUUAUUACAAACCUGGAAUUCAGAGACAUUAUUUUCCAAAAAAACAAGCUGCUCUGCUUAAAAUGGAUGGCAUUCUGUCAGAAUCCAUUCAUCAAGGACAAAACACCAGAAGAAUUGUCAGCGAAACAAUCUUACUUCAUCUGCAGCCAACAUUUUGACGCCCUCGAUUAUUAUGUUAAAAAAUCAGAUAUCGUUGAGAAUCCUGCUCCAAGACUGCAUAGAUCAAGGGCCAUCCCCAAAACCUCAGGACCAAGUGUUGUUGAUGUCGACGGUUCAAUUAUUAGUCCAAUCAAACCACCUGCUAAUGAGUAUGCAGCUCGCAUGAUUGGAUUGAAACCCUCGGCCCAAGUCGAAAGUGACGAAGAGGAGGACGACUGGCAGUACAGAGACGCCCAAGAAAGCUUCAACGAGAUUGAGGCUGCAUUCAGAGAAAAUGAGGAGGAAGGAGAGCAAUUUUUCCCGAAGCCCUUGCCGAAACCAGCUCCAAAACCGAAUAAGGUGCUAAAAAUUCAGAAUGGACUAUUCGAGGACAUGGGAGGAAGAUUUGAGGGCAAAAAGGUCCCAGAAUACAAAAAAUUACCCGAGGACGUCAAAAGGUUAAGGAGCAAGGUUCACAAUCUACAGCGUAUCAACAACAGGUUGAAGAAAGCUGCCGAAAAAAGGAAACCAACCAGGAAGCAGCAAAGAGUUGAUGCUAUUGAGUAUCUAAAAACUAUUUUAAACCCAGUCCAAUUUGAACAAGUCUUUUGUCUAAUCACUAACUCUUCCAGAAGUAGACGAGGGCGGAGAUACACCCUGCAGAUGAAAAUUAUUUGCCUUGGACUGUACCUCUUUGACCUCUUUGCCCCCAGACCCGUCCUCGAUCAAGUACAGUCAGUGGCAGCAGCACCCCAAGCCCAAACAACACUGGCCCAAACAGCCCCUCGACUAGUCGGAUCGUAUUUGUUUACCCAGGCAGCCGCCCUCGAACACAAUCCUUCUCUACCCCACCGAGCAGCUCAUCACCUCUGAGCCGUCCUACAAUUCGACCCUCGGCCACACCAAGCCUGCAGCCACUAGUCACCAUUCGUCCUCGCACCACAUCAGUUGGAUCUAGUCCUCUCCUGAUUCAAACUGUAGACGACCAGCAACGAGUGAUCCGUGUCGUACAUCGGUCUGGACAACCCCAACAAGAAAAUCUUCCAGUUAUGAAGAAGUGAGCAGACUAAAAGUUGAACAAUAAAAUAUAUGUAAUAUAUAGUAUGGUGAUUAAAUAUUAUAUUAUUUUUAUAUUACAUAAUUAUACAUUAAUUAUAUUAUAAUUAUAUAAUGAAAUUAUUUACUGAUAUUUAUUAAUUAUUAAAAGAAAUCAAUAUAUCGCAAUAUAUUGUAUAAAUUUUGCACAACUUUAAAAUUAUGUCCAACUGUUGUUAUAAUUUUUUUAAGAGAGUUUAUAAACUGCAAGAAAAGAAAAGAAAAUUUU
Molecule: messenger RNA, 2409 nt
Organism: Neocloeon triangulifer
Lineage: Eukaryota; Metazoa; Arthropoda; Insecta; Ephemeroptera; Baetidae
Exons: 5
Coding region: 867-1958 (363 amino acids)
Source: RefSeq, a predicted model, not a curated record